This is a messenger RNA of Dermatophagoides farinae (American house dust mite), 1370 nucleotides long. RefSeq names its product fructose-1,6-bisphosphatase (gene fbp). Gene Ontology annotation, molecular function: fructose 1,6-bisphosphate 1-phosphatase activity. Lineage: Eukaryota; Metazoa; Arthropoda; Arachnida; Sarcoptiformes; Pyroglyphidae. The record is from RefSeq and is a predicted model, not a curated record. Gene Ontology annotation, biological process: fructose metabolic process; fructose 1,6-bisphosphate metabolic process; gluconeogenesis. Gene Ontology annotation, cellular component: cytoplasm; cytosol.
GCACGAAGAAAAUGUGUGUUGGUGUAUGUGAAUAUCAAAACUCACCAUAUAUUAAACAUAUUUAUAACAAUUAUUAUCAAUCGAUUAUCGAUAUAUUGAAAUCAAAUAAAAUAAAAUGUGCUGAUGAUUUUUCCUUAAAAAAACUGAUCGACUUACUUGUUAUUUGAUUGGAAUUGUUUUUUGUUGUCAUUAAUCCGUAGUUUUUUUGUUUGAAUUUUGAACCAAAAAGAAAAAAUGGCUCAACCAAUCGAUACAAAUUGUAUGACAUUAACACGUUAUGUAAUCACUGAACAACGAUCACGUAAAGAUGCUACUGGUGAAUUGACCACAUUAUUGAAUGCAUUACAAACAGCAAUCAAAGCCGUAUCAUCAGCCGUACGUAAAGCCGGUAUUGCAAGAUUAUAUGGAGUUUCUGGAUCGACAAACGUACAAGGUGAAGAGGUAAAAAAAUUGGACGUACUUGCCAAUGAUCUGUUUAUCAAUAUGCUUAAAUCAUCAUAUACAACUUGUCUAUUGGUAUCGGAAGAAAAUGAAACGGUAAUUGAAGUGGAAACCGAACGUCAAGGUAAAUAUAUUGUCUGUUUCGAUCCAUUGGAUGGUUCGUCAAAUAUCGAUUGUUUGGUUUCGAUUGGUUCAAUAUUUGCCAUUUAUAAAAAGGACCAUAAUAAUGCUCCUGCAAUUAAUGAUGCAUUGCAGCCAGGACGAAAAAUUGUUGCUGCUGGUUAUGCGCUAUACGGCAGUGCAACAAUGAUCGUAUUGAGCGCUGGCGGUGGACCUGUUAAUGGAUUUCUUCUUGAUCCGGCAAUCGGUGAAUUUGUUCUUACCGAUCCAGAUAUGAGAAUUAAAUCACGUGGUAAAAUCUAUAGCAUUAAUGAAGGUUAUGAAUCACAAUGGGAUGAAGCUGUUAAAAAAUAUGUCAAUGCUAAAAAACAUCCAACGACUGGUAAAUCAUAUGGUGCACGUUAUGUUGGUUCAAUGGUUGCCGAUGUUCAUCGUACAUUGAAAUAUGGUGGAAUAUUCAUGUAUCCUGCCACUAAAGAUGCACCAAAUGGCAAGCUUCGUUUAAUGUAUGAAGGCAAUCCAAUGGCGUAUAUUAUUGAAAAAGCAGGCGGUUUAGCAACCACUGGACACAUACCAAUAUUGGAUCAUCAACCAACAAAAAUUCAUGAACGUGUGCCCGUAUUUCUUGGAUCACGUGAUGAUGUUCAAGAACUUAUUGAUUGCUAUCAAAAUGUCAAAUGAAUAUAAUCAACGAGAUUAAUUUGUAAUUGUGAUGAAAACGAAUUUCUCCAUACAACAAAAUUGUUCUUCCAUGUUUUUUUUCAAAAAGUUUUCUUUUUACUUUAAUUCCAAAAAAAAAAAAAUUACAU